GAAAAAAUAUAUAUCUAUUCCCUACGCUGUAAUAGGAAUUAUAUAGUUUCAUGAAAUUCCAUUAAUAUGGUUCUUAAAGUUAUUCGUCUAUUUUUUGUGAUUGUAUUUUGCUCUCAAGUUAUUGGAAGAUUAACUCAAGAAGAUUUGUUGGAAUGGGUUCCAUACGAUCCCAAUGAUGUGCCUUCAGAUGCAAUUCCAACUGGUCAUACAAUGGAGGAUAAACGUAUUUAUAUAGGUAGAGUUCAUUUGCUCGAUGGAGAUAAGGAAGGAUAUGUACCAUCAAACAUUAUUGAAGGAGAAGAAUGUGUGUAUGGAUUAUUGGACUCCGAUAUUAAAUAUGUCUGUCAAAAUAUUUCGAUUUUGAUUGGAAAGAAUACUUAUUUAUCCGACGUUUUUUGGUAUACAGCUAGACCCUCAUACUUCAUGUCAUUAUUUGAUUCUGACGAAUAUCAUCCCGUCCGAGUUGGUUGGGAAGUAGGAACAGAUAAUGGCACACCAUUCAAUUCAUCUUUGUAUUUUGCACGAGUAUAUUUUGGUGGGCAAUAUUGGAAUUCGAAAAUCUAUACUAGCCGACCCGACGAAGAGAAGAAUAAUAUUGGAUAUUUUUCCUACGUGAAUUUUUAUAGUGGUGACGUGGAAUGUUACGGAGGCAGCUAUUACGACGUGUUAUUAUUUAAAUUUUAAUGGAAAAGUUGUAAUGUUUUUUGAAACUAAAAAAAUAGGAAAUAAAUGCGUUGAACAAGAA
Diorhabda sublineata is the source of this 745-nucleotide messenger RNA. RefSeq lists its product as uncharacterized. The transcript has 3 exons. NCBI's taxonomy places the organism in Eukaryota, Metazoa, Arthropoda, Insecta, Coleoptera, Chrysomelidae. Bases 67 to 684 code for a protein of 205 amino acids. The record is from RefSeq and is a predicted model, not a curated record.